Galendromus occidentalis (western predatory mite) is the source of this 975-nucleotide messenger RNA. RefSeq lists its product as uncharacterized. The annotation marks the transcript as partial. The record is from RefSeq and is a predicted model, not a curated record. The transcript has a single exon. Lineage: Eukaryota; Metazoa; Arthropoda; Arachnida; Mesostigmata; Phytoseiidae.
GGAGCCGCUCCUUCCGGCUUCCUCUUGGCUGCCACGAUCCGACAUCACCUUGAAAAGGGCGACCCAGCGGUGCCGGAGCUGGCAAAAAGCCUCUAUGCCGACGAUCUUCUGCAGAGUUUCGAAGAUGUCGAGCGCGCGCAGCGUUUCACCGAUAAAGUUCGCCAAUCGCUCGCAUCCGCAGGCAUGCACCUCGCGAAGUGGAAAUCCAAUUCCACCGAGCCGAAGAGUCACUUGCUCGGUACCGGCAUUCAGCCCGACGAUUUCGAUUCGUCGAGCGCGGAGUUCCUAAAGGUUCUGGGUAUAUCCUGGUGCCCGUCAGAGGAUGUCUUUUCGUUCAAAACACCCUCGUUGUUUGACGGCCCAGCGCCCGAAAGUCCUCCAUCGAAGCGCCAGGUCCUAAGCAUAGUCGCCUCUAUCUACGACCCCCUUGGCUGGCUCACGCCAGUCACUCUCCGAGGGGAGAAACUAAUACAGCGGCUGUGGACUCGGAAUUCGGGCUGGAAUGAUAAGAUCCCCGGCGCCAUUCAUGUCGACCUCAAGCGAUGGAUGACCGAGGUCGUGGAGCUCAGACGGUUUCGUAUACCGCGACGAUAUUCGUGCCGGAAAGAUGUUCCGGUCGCCCAUCUCCUGCACCUGUUCGGAGAUGCAUCCACCACCGCAUAUGCCGCGGCCGCUUAUGUUGAGUCGAAAUUCGCGGAUGGAUCGUCUGACUUCGCCUUGGCGAUGUCGAGGUCGAGGCUCGCUCUCCGGGAUUCGCCAUCAUUGCCGCGGCUGGAAUUGCUCGCCUCACCAAUUGCUGUUCGUCUCAAAAGGUUCCUGAUGGAGCGUCUAAAUCUCGACUUCGAACGCACCUUGUUAUACACUGACUCCACGAUUGCGUACCACUGGGCUACAUCGUCAAGCCCCGGUAGUUGGAAGCAAUUCGUCAGUAACGGGGGAGAUUCAAUCCGAGUCCCGAAGACUGGUUUCACUUGA